AUGGUCUAUGACCGUUCUUCUCAUAUAUGUGUAAUGCACACAGUAUCCAAGUCGCUUAUUGGUGUUUGGGUAGCACCAAUGGUAUUCGACCUGAUGGCUCUCGUAUGUAUCGUCAUGAACACCCUCAGUCGCCCUAGGAGAGCCGAUUUGCUGCUUUACAAGGCUCUUCGCUCCGAUGGUAUCAUCUUCUUUGCUACCUUUGCUUUUCUGCACGCCUCAAAUCCUAACUAUAUUUUCAUGACUGUGUUUUUUGUUUGUCCUGUGACAAACGUUAGCCUAAACCGUUUACUCUUAAGUGUUGGGUGCUUGCAGAAAUAA
Molecule: messenger RNA, 318 nt
Organism: Serpula lacrymans var. lacrymans S7.9
Lineage: Eukaryota; Fungi; Basidiomycota; Agaricomycetes; Boletales; Serpulaceae
Exons: 5
Coding region: 1-318 (105 amino acids)
Source: RefSeq, a predicted model, not a curated record